AUUGAACUUGCCGAGUUUCGCGAAACAUGGCAUUGUCCAACAACUGCAGCGACCCAUUUCUUGUGUUGGAUUUGCCAACUAACAGCUCCUCGAUUCACCAGGACGUGCAAGACUGGCUGUACUGGACCACCGUGGCGACGACGCCCCUCGACACCCCCCAAGACGACGCCACGUUGGAUUUUGAGAUCCUCUCGAUGCUAGCGACUCCUUUUGAAAUAUACACGUCACCUUGCACUACCCCUGUCUCGGACUCGUCUGUUGCUCACUCCGACGCCAUUGUCCCACACCAGUCCUGCAAACAACGAAGUCCGUGCGGAGUACAAGAUUGCACACGAUUGGCCCGACGCGGAAAAUUUUGCCCCAUUCAUGGAGGAACCAAGUGCUGCAAAGUCAAAGCAUGUGGAAAUGCAGCGCAAACUCAAGGCCUUUGCAAGACUCACGGCGGCGGUCCCCGAUGCCGAAAACCUGGGUGCGGCAAGAGCAGUCAAGGGGGUGGUUUAUGUCGAGCGCAUGGUGGUGGCAAGCGGUGCAAUCACGUCGGUUGUAGCAAAGGCGUCCAGCGCGGUAACAAGUGCGCGACUCACGGCGGUACACGAUUGUGCUCAGUGGAAGGAUGCGUGCGUAUGGACCGAGGAGGAAAUCUGUGCGAUAUCCAUCGCAAGGAACACAAGUGUGUCGUGACUGGGUGUAGACGAUUGAGUCAUUUGUUGGGCAAGUGCAAAUUACACCUCCGCCAACAAACCAGGCUUGCGGCUCUGGACAAGACGGGGCAGUCAUUUCUUACGCCGUUAGGAACCUGUUGAGUGUUGUCUUUUUAAAUUUUGUUUGUGCUCAGUCGCACGAACUGACGAUGCAUGAUGGAAAGGUUUUGCGAAAGUCCGUUCCAGUUCCCGGCGUAACUGAAAAUCAUUUUCCUUCAACAAUGGGCUAGAACCGAAUGCAUCAUCGACCGGGCAUCAUCGAUAUGCCCCGCAUCGUUUCGUUGCUGCACUGAUCGGACAAGUCAGAAUAAACCAGCCAACUCCCGGAAGUUUUUUGCUUCGCGUUGAAAAGCAAUUUCGUUGUGCCGUGAUGGUACUCCCUUCGUUGCAGCGGGAAAUCCUUCCAUUGUCAAGUCAGACUACCAACGACAGCGUUUACUCUAAGCGCACUGAGCAACGUCGAACGCCCCGUGUACAGUUAUACUGUGCGUACGAUGCUCGACAUCUUUGUGCAACACUAAUAACAGCAUCCACCUGCCACCUCGGUGGCUCGAACAACUCCUCCAUGUGACCUGGAACAUGGGUCGUUUGCACUUUGACUUACCCCUUGAACCUCUUGAAUAAGAUGUCAUGCAUACAUGUACUUCGAAAGUAGCUGGUAAUUGAUUUAAAUUGCCACAGCAAAAAUAUCGUGGAUAAAAAU
Aphanomyces invadans is the source of this 1404-nucleotide messenger RNA. RefSeq lists its product as hypothetical. The record is from RefSeq and is a predicted model, not a curated record. NCBI's taxonomy places the organism in Eukaryota, Oomycota, Saprolegniomycetes, Saprolegniales, Verrucalvaceae. The coding region runs from base 27 to 803 and encodes 258 amino acids. The transcript has a single exon.